This is a messenger RNA of Wallemia ichthyophaga EXF-994, 1587 nucleotides long. RefSeq lists its product as uncharacterized. Gene Ontology annotation, biological process: ubiquinone biosynthetic process. Gene Ontology annotation, cellular component: mitochondrion. The record is from RefSeq and is a predicted model, not a curated record. Bases 1 to 1587 code for a protein of 528 amino acids. The transcript is spliced from 2 exons. Lineage: Eukaryota; Fungi; Basidiomycota; Wallemiomycetes; Wallemiales; Wallemiaceae.
AUGGGUUUUAAUCAGCCAAUAAAGCCGUUCAAACUCGCGGUACUUGGCUCUGGUCCUUCUGCAUUCUACCUAACCCAGCGACUACUCAACCAGCUCCCUUACAACCCCAACCACGCUAUCCACAUGUACGAGCGAUUACCCGUGCCGUUUGGAUUAGUGAGGUAUGGCGUAGCGCCUGAUCACCCUGAUGUAAAGAAUUGCGUCAAUUCCUUCAGCAGAGCUGCCAGUGAUAAUAGAUUUAAGUUUUACGGCGGUGUCUCAGUUGGUGACAGUACCAAGAACAAUGAUAUAUCCCUUUCCCUCCUCGCCAAGCACUACACCCACUUGGCAUUCAGCUACGGUGCUUCUCAACCCACCCACCUCCGCAUCCCCGGCUCAGUCGGUUCAUCACGGCGACUACGCGGUGUGUACUCUGCUGCCGAUCUAGUUGGCUGGUACAAUGGCCACCCCGACUACACACACCUCCACGAUUCUCUCUCCGCGGACCUCUCGCGCGCGCGCAAAGUCGCCAUCAUCGGCCAGGGCAAUGUGGGGUUGGAUAUAGCGCGUGUUCUGCUGACCACCAACCGCAGCGCACACGCUCUCUCACACACUGACAUCCCAUCGAGUGUCCUCCACUCCCUCCAACACGCCUCCAUCGAUCACGUCGAUCUCGUCGGCCGCCGCGGUCCUGCCCAGGUGGCUUUCACGGCCAAGGAGACGCGUGAAAUGAUGCAUCUCCCAGACGUCGCUAUGAAGAGCGUGGGUGUGGGCGGGGGCGUCAGCGAGGCGAGUGACGCGAUUCACCAUGCCAUCAUGCACGGCGAUCAGCAUGCCUCCAAUGACCGCGAAUGGCGCGCUAAAAAACGCAUUCUCAAUCUCCUGGCUGAUGGCAGCAAGUGUGGGAUGCACGACGCUGCUAAAACUUGGGGCUUGCGCUUCCUUCUCUCCCCGACACAUUUCCACAGCAAGCAAGAUAAGGACCACCUCACACACAUAUCGUUUGCAGUGAACAAACUCACCGAAACACCACCCUCAACGAGUGUAGUGGGUGGUGAGCCAGCAACGCAGACGCCAGCACGGGUACUCGCUACGCCCACAGCCCAAACACAUGAAGAAGAGUACGACCUCGCGAUAGAGAGUAUAGGAUACAGGGCGCACCCACUAGGCAACAUCCCCUUCGACACUUCACGCGGCGUCAUACGUAACUCCGGCGGGAGAGUUAUAGGUGAAGAUGGAGUUAAUAUACCCAACGUUUACUCCACAGGCUGGGCGAGUCGAGGGCCUGUCGGCGUCAUCGCGUCUACUAUGUACGACUCGUAUAGCGUCGCUGAUACUAUUGUCUCGGAUCUGCACAGCGAUCAGGUUGAAGGUGAGAGCGGUGAGGACGAGGCAGCUGGUGUUUCCUUCACAAACGCUUCUCAUCUCGAUUGGGCUCCUUCUACAUCCCCCCUCCCAGGCGUACCACCUGUUGUCGAGCAUCAGGCUGUCAAAUGGUCCGAUUGGCUGCGUAUUAACCAGGCCGAGAUCGAUAAUGGCAAAGACCAUGGCAAGUUGAGAGAGAAAUUCCUCACUGUCGAUGCCAUGAUGGGGGUUUUGGGAAGAUGA